Molecule: messenger RNA, 5067 nt
Organism: Vicugna pacos (alpaca)
Lineage: Eukaryota; Metazoa; Chordata; Mammalia; Artiodactyla; Camelidae
Source: RefSeq, a predicted model, not a curated record
GCGGCCACCAGGCGCCUCUGUGUUGCCAGUCUUUAUGGGCUCAGUGGCUUCAUAUGCUAAUAAGUGUAAGGACCAGUCUGAGUAGCCUGGGGAAAGGACUGGGAUUCCCAGGAAGUUGGCCAUUUCCCACUGGACUUUUUGGCCAGCCUUGGGACUGUCAUGGGCAUGUUAUUUACCAUGUUAAUGUAUUACAAUGAGCAUAUAGUGAAGCUCAAGAAGUCAAAUCUCCCAUCAUCUUGAGCCUCAAGGCUUACUGGGGGUUGAAUCUUUUGCCAUUCUGGUAUCAUUUGCUGUGGUAUUCCUUGAAUGACUGUACCUUGCCCCCUUCCUGUCUCACACCUACUGUGGGUACAGAGGACCCUCUGAAGGACUCCAAAAGAGAGAGUAGCAGAAAGGAGCACGACGGAAGGAGCUGGAAGCCCGCUUGAGCACAGAGUAAAGCCCCUAUGAGACACACAGGAGUGGCAGACAACGUGGGCUGGCAUGUUUAAUACGUGAUCUCAUUCUGUACGUUCAUUUUAAGCAUUUACAGCAAAAGUGCCCAUCGUCUCAUUGUUCUGUCAGCUAUUUUCACUCAGCAUUGUUUUUAAAUCGUCCCAUAAUACAGAUAUCUGGUCUGGACCACCCACUCAAACUGCAGAGUCCUACUGUAUGUCUACACUGCUCUGCAUUUACCCUGCCUUAUUAACGAGCGCUUCGGUUUUCCUCUGCUUUCCUCUACUGCACAUACUGCAGGGAAGUAGGUCCUUGUACAGUAUCCCCAAGUCCUGUGAGCAAGGGUAUCUCUAGGAGUUAUGCCUAGAGAUGGGAUUGAAUGUGCAGAUUUUAAUUUUAGGUACUACCAUACUGCUUUUCAGAGUGGCUGUGUACUUUAUACUCCCUUUGGUGGUGUGACGGAAUUCCUGUUCCCCUACACCUUCACCAAUGCUCAGUACUACACGACUUUCUGAAAUUUACUAAUCUAAGGGGUGAAGAGUGGUGUCUUGGUUUAUCAACUUCACUGAGAUGUACUUAAAAUUAAAUGUGGUUAUUUUUAGUAAAUGAAUAUAUUUGAUAAAUAAAAAUCCUCCUGUGUGACUUCCACAAUCCAGGCCUAGAACAUCUCCAUCCCCCCAAAGUGCUUCCCUGGGGCCCUUCUCCAUCAGUCCCCACUCCUGCCAGGUGUUUCAGUGAGCAAACCUGAUGGCCAGGUUUCUAUCAACCAAUGGAAUGUCAGUAACUCCAGUUGUCUGAAAUUACCUCACCCAUUUUCCCACUGGGCUGAUUGUCUUUUUCCUUAUGAUGUGACAGAGUUUGUUUUCUAUUUGGGAUACUGAGUGAUUUGCCUAUUAUAUAUGUUACAACAGGAGAACUUACAAACACCACCCAGGGGGACCUGCCAUCCCACCUCAGAGAACCACCCUCUGCCUUGCAGCCAGUUCUCUGCCCCCUCUUCACAUUGCACAGCGGAUCCCAAGUCCUUAUCUGGGUUGUGAAGGCUAUAACAGCCUGGCCAGCAAGGUUUCUGAAGCAAAACACAAUCUAACUGGAAUUGGGGCGGGACGGCGUUCACAAGCGGUGAGAGGUGAGGAGCAAGCAAGGGGAUCCUUAAAAUAAGUACCAGAGAGCGGUGCUGGGCCCUGAGGAAGUGCUCCUACACCCCUGCACAGCAGGGAAAGCUUCCUGGAGGAGAAGGCCUGAGGGCAGAGUGCUGUCUGUCUUAAAACAUGGACAAGAUCUGUACGCUUCAAAUUACAAGAUGCUGAAGAAAGAGACUGUGAGCUGGCCUUGAGAUGAGUUAAGGCCGUGGGACCCAAGGCCACGAUCAGAGCAUGUUUGCAGAUGCAGUAAGCAAUUGCUAUACGCGUGCGUCAAUUAUAUAAGAUUCAGAACAAAGAAAAUAGAAGUACGCAUGUGCUAGAGAUAUUCUGUAAGCCUAGUGAACAAAGAAACUCAGAUUGUGCAUGUGCUGGCAGAGAACAGAUAAAAAGCAGGACAGGUGCAUCAUAGGCGUGCACCUUCCUGUGGCAAUAAUGUUGUUAACCCCAUGGUGUCUCUGGCUAAAGUCUGUCUGGCGGUACAGCAACUCCUCAUGCAUUUUUUUGUUUGGGCCGCUCACCUCCUAGAACCCUACGUCAGCCUCCCUCGGCUGACACUUGGUGCUGUGAGCGGGAUGAGGUGAGUGCCCCCUCUGAACCCCCUGCCCCUGACGGGGAUGCUCUGAUGGAAGCAAAGUGGCCCCCUAACUCUGUAUGGUACUCGGUGGCAGCCUAUUGGCUGACGUGGGCUCAGCCUGAAGAUUGGGACACAGUGGCACCCUGGCCAGAUGACAUCCGGAGGGCGUUGGAACUGUUAGAAAAUUAUGUCUCAUUAGCCCACCGAGAGGCAGCCAGGAGGGCAGCCUGGGUGUUCUUACCUGUUUUACGUCACGCUAGCCAAGACAUGAGAGAUUUACAGAUGCAAGUGGAGGCGUUGCAGUGAAGAGAAGAGGAGCUUAAGCGGAGACCCAGCACAGCAGAAAGGUGUCUGCGUGGUCCUAGCUUGCCACCUCUGAAAGCAGCUAUGCCUGUGUAGCUCCGGUCCUACCGUCUCUGAGAACAGUAAGCCUGGCCCCUAGCCCUGUUCCGCUGCGUCUGUGGCCCAUGGUGAGGCAACAGGUGGAACUGGAGGAGCCCAUGGCUCGGGGGGAACUCCUGCGGGACCACAGUGAGUGACACGUGAGUAAAUGGACCACGUAUUUGAACUUAGUACAAGUUGUCUGAGAAAUGGAUGCACCGGAUGAUGUUUGCUUUGCAUUUCCAUAGUCUGAAUGAUGAACUCCUUAUAGCUUGAAUGAAAGAUUUGAUUUUGGCUAAUGGCCCAACGGGAACGUUUGGGACUAUGGCAGUGCUACUAGCACUGUAUGUAGACCGCCCCAUAUAUGAAGUAACUGAGGCUCUGGCUCAUCUGGGAGACACAGAGAUGCGCCGAAAGGGGGUGCAUACUGCCAAGACUCAAGAUUUGGAAACCAGUGCCACAGCGCUGCAAGAAGCCCUGGCGGGCUGGGGGUGGGCCACGAACAAGGACAAAAUGCGAGGACCUGGAUAUUCUGUCAAAUUCUUGGGUGUUGUCUGGUCGGGUAAGACAGAAGUGCUGCCUGAAGCAGUAAUAGACAAAAUCCAGGCAUAUUCCCGCUCUGAAACAGUUAAACAGUUACAGACUUAUUUAGGUCUUCUGGGAUACUGGUGGGUGUUUAUUCCUCAUUUGGCCCAAAUAGCCAAACCCCUGUAUAAACUGAUUAAAAAGGGAGAAAUCUGAAACUGGCCUGAUGAGACCGAAUAUGCAUUUGUUGGAAGUAAGAGGAAGGUGACCCAAGCGUAAGCGCUGUGCACUGCAGACCCAGACCUCCUUUCUGGUUGGCAGUCCAUGUGGACGAUGAUGGAUAUGGCUGGGGCUUAUGGCAGAAACAUGGGCAGCGGAAAGUGCCCAUAGGAUUCUGGUCUCAGUUAUGGAAAGGGGCUGAAUGUUGUUAUUCUUUGAUAGAGAAACAAUUGCUAGCAACAUAUGCAUCCUUGAUUGCCACUGAACCCCUGACGGGGAGGCAGGAGGUCCAAGUGCAGACCACAUACCCUGUUGCAGGAUGGGUACAGACAUGGGCAAAGCAACCCCGAUUGGGAACUGCCCAAACCCCAACUCUGACGAAGUGGGGUGCUUAUUUGGAACAGAGAGCCCAGUACACCGCUAGCACCUUGGCUGCAGAGUUGCAGCAGGUGUUAGGGCCUGUGAAAUUUGUUGCGCCUGAUGUACAGACGCUCCCACAACAAGGGGUGGGCCCUGUGCCCAGUCCCUUUCGUGAAGGGAAAGGGCCACCCCCGGGAACUGCUUGGUAUACUGAUGGAUCUUUUAAGGGCAGUCUGCCCACUUGGGUUGCAGUAGCACUGCACCCUGCCACUGCAGCCUUCUGGUAUGAGACUGGAGAAGGCCAGUCCAGCCAAUGGGCUGAGUUACGGGCAGUAUGGAUGGUGUUGAUGAAUGAACCUAGCCCCUUGCAGAUUUGCACGGAUAGUUGGGCCGUGUAUCGAGGCCUUACAUUGUGGAUACCCCAAUGGGCCCUGCAAGACUGGAUGAUUUGGCACUGGCCCCUAUGGGGACAACAGAUGUGGAAACAGUUAUGGGACAAAGGCCAAGAAGGCCAAUAUACUGUUUACCACGUACCAGGGCACCGCCCAGCCCUGGCACCGGGCAAUGAUGCUGCUGACACGCUAGCCCAACUUCGCCCUGUAGAGGCCAUGGUCCCAGGACCCGACAUAGGUCCCUGGCUUCAUAAGAAACUUGGUCAUGUUGGCUCAUACACAAUGAAGCAGGCAGCUGACCAGUGGGGCCUGCACCUGAGCCACAGUGAAGCCAAAGAUGCCGUGCAGCAGUGUCCAUGGUGUGCUAAGCACCACCUGCACCGGUGGCGAUGGCCCCAACAGCUGGGGAAGAUUGCACAGGGAAUUCAGCCAUUGCAGGUAUGGCAGAUAGAUUAUGUGGGCCCCUUUGCUCCGAGUACGGGCCUGUGGUACCUGCUGACACCAGUAGACACCACUGCUGGCCUAGGUUUUGCUCAACAUGUGCUCCGAGCUACACAAGAGGCUACUAUUAGAGCACUGGAAGUUUUACGGGCCUUCUAUGGGACUCCCUUAGAAAUACAAAGUGAUAGAGGGACCCCUUUCACUGCCCAACAGACCCAGGAGUGGGCCAAAGAAAAUGACAUUAACUGGAUAUCGCAUGUGCCUUACUGUCCUCAAGAAGCAGGAAUGAUUGAACGGUACAAUGGCCUAUUAAAGGAGAAACUGAGGGCUCUCAAACCACAAGGGCGAGGCUGGAACAGUGUCUUCCCGCAGGCGGUACAUCUUUUGAAUGAACAACCUCGCCAUACAGGUAUAAGCCCACUGGAAAAGUUAUUGCAAGAGACUAUUCGGAGGCUCAGAGUUGGGCCCAUGCAGAAUGCCUCCGAAGUCUCAGUAAUGGGGCGUUAAUAUUACGCGUCGCCAGGGUGUUGAACUCGGGACAACAGGACACCUGGCCAUGAAGGCCCCUGGCUAGCCCUUUUGGCACCAUGGGGCG